Didymodactylos carnosus is the source of this 2880-nucleotide messenger RNA. Lineage: Eukaryota; Metazoa; Rotifera; Eurotatoria; Philodinida; Philodinidae. The record is from the annotation of a GenBank genome assembly.
AUGGAGUACUUGGAAAAACUUAAAGUUUAUGGUGAUCAAGUGAAAAAUGUUGUUGUCAAAUCUAUGGUUGACACAGUACUUGCUGCUCAAGGAACAAUGAAAGAUGUACUUCCAGGUAAUUUAGUCACAAGAGAAUUUGAUCUUAUUCGGCCUCUCGGAUCAGCUGGUCCUGGCCUUCUCUGGCGUAUUUAUGCUGCUUUAAAACGGACAACGAAACAAGAAGCUGCUGUAUUUGUAUUUGAGAAGCGAGUUUUGGAUAAAUAUCCGAAAAAAGAUCGUGAUUUAAUAAUAGAAACAAUGAAAAAAGGCGUUCAACAAUUAGCCAAAAUAAAACAUCCACGAAUUUUAAGUUUGCAACAUCCACUAGAAGAGUCACGAGAUUCACUAGCAUUUGCUACUGAAUCUUGUUUUGGAAGUUUAUCAAACGCAUUAGGCUUUUAUGACAAUAUGACACAACCAAUUCCGAAAGAAUUUGAAGAUUUUAAGUUAUACGAUGUUGAAAUGCGAUUUGGCUUGAGUUCAUUAUGUGAAGGAUUAACAUUUUUACAUAAUGAAGUCAAAUUACUUCACCGAAAUAUAUCACCGGAUACAAUUAUUAUCAAUUCAACUGGUGCUUGGAAACUUGCCUUUUUUGAUUGGGCUAUUCAAGGAUCAGCCGAUGGUACAAAUUAUCCAUUUCGAGAUUAUGAUUGCAAUGUGCCUGCCUUAAUCAAUCCACGCUUAGAUUAUAUGGCACCAGAAUAUGUAUUAACAAGAUCUUACGAUACACAAGCAGAUAUGUUUUCAUUAGGCGUACUAAUUUACGCAAUUUAUAAUCGUGGUAGAACGUUAAACGAUUGUCAUGAUAAUUAUUCUAAUUUUCGCAAAAUGGUUGACGAUUUAAAAUUAUUAAACACUACAAAAUUAAGUAAUAUUCCCUUGGAAGUUCGUGAACAUGUGAAAAUGUUAUUAAAUCCAAAACCUGAAUUACGUCCAGAUGCAUCUCAAUUUGUACCAUUUUUCGAUGAGGUUGGAGUGAAAACGUUAGAAUAUCUUGACUCAUUAUUUCAAGUUGAUAACCUACAACGAUCAAUGUUUUAUAAAAGUUUACCACAAGUUAUAGAAAAACUUCCAAUGCGUGUCAAUUUACAACGAAUCGCAUCAGCAUUAGAACUGGAAUUUGUAAAUCCUGACAUGGUACCAUUUGUACUACCAAACAUGUUUUUGAUUGCUGAGAAAGCUACAAAUGAAGAGUAUCAAAAGUAUAUAUUUCCAAAGUUAAAGCAAGUGUUUAAAAUUCAACGACCAGUUCAAGGCAGCGCAACAUCCGGAAGUGUUAUGCAGGUAUUAUUGGUAUUAAUGCGUAACAUGAAUUUAAUGCUAACAAAAACGCCACCUGAAGAUAUUAAACAACAUAUAUUACCCGUUGUUUACAAUGCACUUGAUGCUGAAUCUGUUCAAGUUCAAGAACUAUGUUUGGCUAUUAUUCCUUCAUUUGCUCAUUUAAUUGAUCUUCAAGCAAUGAAAUAUUCAAUAUUACCUCGGAUUAAAACCAUAUGUUACAAUACAAUUACAUUAAGUGUUAGAGUAAAUAGUUUGAUAUGUUUGGGUAAAUUAGUCGAAACGUUAGAUAAAUGGAUUAUUAUAGAUGAAGUUUUACCAUUACUGCAAUCUAUUCCAUCUCGAGAACCAGCUGUAUUAAUGGCUAUAUUAGGCAUUAUUAAAGUGGCUAUGACUUCGACAAAAGCUGGUAAUUUACCACGAGAAGUUUUAGCGACAAAAAUUGUACCAUUUUUAGUACCAAUGUCAAUCGAAACAAGUUUAAGUUUAAAUCAAUUUAAUGCUUUUAUGAUAACAAUCAAAGAGAUGCUACAAACAAUUGAAGUUGAACAACGAAAAAAAUUAGAGCAAUUAUCAUCACAAACAGCGAAUGCACCUAUUAUUCCUAUUGGUGUAGCGGUAACGAAUAACAAUGAACAAACAUCAAAUAAAUCAUCUUCUAUGAUGGAUCAAUUUAUGAUGGGUUACGGAUUUAACACCGAAAUUUCUCAGAAUCGCAGUAUGUCAGAAACAAUGUAUGGUUCAAAUUCUGAUAGACAAAAUGGAGGUUUAAAAUUUCAAGAUCAGACUACCACAGGAUCAUCUACAUCGUCGACUUCAAACACUAUCGCAGAUAAUUCGAUCUCUAAAAAGGCGUUAACGCUUGAACAGAAAGAACGUAUCAUGCGUGAAAAUGAUCAAUCAACUCGACUCAAAACACAACCAGAACUUGUAGCAGAAAAAAAAAACAUAUCACCAUCCAAAAAUAUGCCGUUAAUGUCCAUGACACCUCUAACUUCUUCCACAACUAGUUCAUCAAUUACAAAAGAUCUCACGAGUACACUAUUCGAUAGUAAUAUUUCAAAUCUUUCGUCAUCAUCAUCAACAUCAUCUAUGAAACCGAGCGCAUUUCCUAUGACAAUGACGACAUCACAAACCUUACCUUAUAUGCAACCAUUCUCAACGUCUUCUCAUCCUCCUGUUUUGACACCUGGUAUACGGCCAAUGAUUCCACAACAGCAAUCAGUUCCAAGAGAAAAACGUCCACAUUUUUCCACAACUUCAGCUAAUAGUAUGGAUUUAACAUCAAGUUUAAUGAAUAAUAUUAACUCAUUAUCGAUGAACAGUAGUAGCUCAUCAUCCUCUAUGUCAUUGAAUCAACAGAGCAUGGCAUACAGUAAUAGUGGUGGAAAUAGUUUUUCUUCAAACAUUCCUGCUAAUAAGACCUCAAAUGCAUUUUUUCCUCAACCACCAGCUCCUGGAUCAAAUGUAAUGAGGGGCCACUCCUCUCCUUCCCCAUCUAGUACAACGACACAAAAACCCAAAACAACAGCAGAUGAAAUUGCUGAUUUUUUCAAUUAA